AUGAGGUACCGAGCAAUCACAAGUGCAUACUACCGAGGAGCUGUUGGAGCUCUACUAGUGUACGACAUCACCCGACAUGUUACGUUCGAAAAUGUGGAGAGAUGGUUAAAGGAGCUUCGUGGUCACACAGACUCCAACAUUGUCAUCAUGCUGGUCGGGAACAAGGCAGACCUACGUCACUUGCGUGCUGUGUCUCUUGAAGAUGCCAAGUCCUUUGCAGAGAAGGAGAGAGCAUUUUUUCAUGGGACAUCAGCUUUAGAGUCUCUAAAUGUUGAUAAUGCCUUCACGGAAGUUCUAACACAAAUAUAUCACGUUGUAAGCAAGAAGGCGCUUGAAAUAGGUAACGAUCCAUCUGCUUUGCCCAAGGGACAAACGAUUAACAUUGGAACCAAGGAUGACGUAUCGGCAGUCAAGAAAGGAGGAUGUUGCUCUAAAUGA
Messenger RNA from Thlaspi arvense, 438 nucleotides. Lineage: Eukaryota; Viridiplantae; Streptophyta; Magnoliopsida; Brassicales; Brassicaceae. The record is from the annotation of a GenBank genome assembly.